Molecule: messenger RNA, 2690 nt
Organism: Haliotis rufescens (red abalone)
Lineage: Eukaryota; Metazoa; Mollusca; Gastropoda; Lepetellida; Haliotidae
Exons: 4
Coding region: 685-2238 (517 amino acids)
Source: RefSeq, a predicted model, not a curated record
CGCGGUGUUUCUUCAGUAGAGAGAAAUAUACACACGGUGUUUCUUAAGUAGAGAGAAAUAUAUACGCGGUGUUUCUUUAGUAGAGGGAAAUAUACACACGGUGUUUCUUAAGCAGAAAGAAAUAUACACACGGUGUUUCUGCAAGGAAAUCAUACUAUAAAAAAAAAAUUCUAAAAGAAGAGCGUAAUAUACAGGGAACACAGUCAUCAGUUACAGGGUAAUAGCGUAUUUAAAUAAUUCUGAUUUUCAGAGUUAAGUUUCCGGAAAAAAAUAAUGUUAAUUUUGCUAUGAAGUUCAACAGUUUAUUCAUGCAGUUUUACGAUGACAACAUCCCCUUGCUCCACCGUUCCAUCUACCGCUACGAGAAGCGUGUAACCUGUUUCAGUGGAAUGACCGUGCAACCUGUUGACAAUGAUGGCGUCCACAACUUCUCCUACGGUUAGGUAGAGAAAUAGUCGAGGCGAUGAAAAUGUGAUUGGCUUAUGACAUCUGGUACACUCUGUAUCUCAACACCUUCCGAAUAGAUGGAUUAUUAACCCCAACCAGGAUGAAUACACUAGCGUUCACAGUAUUGUAUUAAGCAGAUGUAAUAGGAAUUUGACUUAACAGAACUUGGACUCAGUGUUGUAUCUAAGUUAGUGUUUGUAAACAUCUUCAUUUCUACACUCUGUAGUGUAGCUUAACAUGAAACUAUCAAGGUGUUAUCCACAUGGGUGUCGACUGCCACGGUUUACUCUGCUGGGGUUGAUAUGUUUGACGAUUUGGAUAGUUGCUGUGUUCAUCUUUAGGCAAGCAUGGAUUUCCUGCUUACCCUCUGUUAACCCGUAUUCCUACACAAAAACGUUGGUCUCAGACACCGCUUCUCGAACGCCAACAACACCUGUCUACGUCAUUGAAGAGCACCAUGAAGCACUAUUGUACUGGUACCACGCAGCUGAGAAGGGGUUAAUCAAGCAGAAGGGAAACGUUCUUCUUCAUAUCGACGGCCACUCUGACGGUGCUCCCCCAGAACAUCGUGAUAUCCUCCCAAAGUUUCGACUGCCGACGACGCGCGAGAUUUAUAACAUGAUGCAGAAAAACGACGUCUUUGUUAUCGCUGCAGCUUUCACAGGCCUUAUUAAGCGAUAUAUCUGGGUGUGGUCACCAUGGGACACGAAGAGCGAGUUGCCCGAUCACUUUGCAGCAAAGGUCAAACUUGGAACAGUGACGAGAAGGGAUGUAGAUGGCAAGCUGAUUGAGGACAUCUGUGGCUGCCCCGUCCAAGGACCUGGUGAGAUGGAAGAAUCUCAAGAGCAACCAUGUUUGAUGCCAAAAGACUCUAAUCCAGAAUCUCCCUUUAUGGAGAUGGAUGGGGGAAGGUGUAACAUACAUCUGGAAGAUGCCGUGAUAGAGAUAGUGUCGGAGAGGAAGGCGAUAGAACUGAUGAAAGCCGGUAAUUGGAUUACCUCCCUUGAUAGCGUCAUACUUGACAUUGAUGAGGACUAUUAUGGAUGCGAGGCUGCUGUUCAGCCUCUGUAUGAUGUUGGCAUAAAGCAGAAAGAGUUAGAUUGGAUAGGGUACUUUGUUAGCAAAUUAUUCUGUCCAAGUCUUCCAAGACAAGAGCUAGAGGCUGACAAAUUCUUCGCGGAUAUAGUUGACAGGGUAAUAAGUGUAAAACAGUUCUGUCAACGAAACAAUAUCAACUAUUGUAAGAAGUCCUCCGAAAUGAAGAAAUAUAUCUUAACAUCUUUUAAUGAUUCUAUUGACGUCAUAACAAAUCGAAACUUAAAACCCGCACUAUGUAAGUCGAACGCUCUUUCACUGAAAGCUAUGGAAGCUCUCAUUAAACAUUUUGUCCAAUAUAACACACAGCAACUUCAAGCCAUGAAAGAGUCAGGUAUAUGCUUUAUGAUCUCCCCACGGACACUUGUAUUUGACGCUUCUGUUGGCAUGCGCACAUGCGACGGCUUCAACAGACCAAACGCAACCAUUAUUCCGUUCCACACGCCCACGACAGAGGAGGUGAGCUUCAGGACCAGCCAGCUCCGGGUGAUGCUGGGCGCGGCGGAGAUUCAGCCAGGUGUGGUCACUGUGUGUCGCUCUAUGAGGGACGGAUACACACCCAGGAAAUAUUUCCACGUCAUUGAACAAGAUGUCCUAGGUGUGUUGAAGGACGUGUUCCAGUCUGUAGAUGACAAAGCCAUAUUUUACGACCCCUAUCUGCUGGGCGGGACCUUCGGAUGGCCAAACAGACAUUAAGAGCGAACCAUAUAUAUAUAUACUUUAGUCAAGGAAAACAUGAAAGGCAUUAUUUUUUGUCCGAGAAAACUUAAAAGACUUUAUAUUUUUACUCACAGCAAACACGAAUUGACCUGCAUUCGUAGAGUGUUCAUCGUAUUUAUGGAUAUCUGUGUUUUGAAGACUGUACUUUUAUGUGUGUUCUUGUUUUCAUUUUCGAAGCAUGUCUUAUUAACUAUCAAUUUCUCGUCAGAUACAAAUUACAUGCAUUACAUUAAACAGGAUGCACACACCGUCUGUUGUAAGUGAUCAUUUCAAACAAUUUUCACCACUAUUUUCCCUAUUAUGCCUUGUGGAAUCUGCGUCGGCAAAUUGAUUAUUCUGUGGCGUUGACUUUUUUACUUUUCUGAAUUCAUUCAUUUACAUUUAGUUGCAUAACUAGUGGAGCGUAAUAUUGAAAUUGGCUCGCUUUU